AUGUUUGACAUUUUUGCGCACCUCCUCUCCUCCGUCGCCUCCUUCCUCUUCCCUCUCUUCGCUUCCUACAAGGCCCUCAAGACCUCCGACCCUGCCCAGCUCACACCAUGGCUGAUGUACUGGGUCGUCCUCGCCUGCGUCCUCCUCGUUGAAUCCUGGACAGAGUGGUUCCUCGGCUGGAUCCCCUUCUACGCCUACCUGCGCCUCUUCUUCCUCCUCUACCUCGUCCUGCCCCAGACCCAGGGUGCCCGCCUGCUGUACGAGACGUACGUCCACCCGUUCCUCGAAGACAACGAGACCCAGAUCGAGGCCUUUAUCGCCGACCUCCACGAUCGCGCCAAGGCCGCCGGCAUUUCCUAUAUCAAGCAAGCCAUUGAGUUCAUCAAGACCAACGUGUUUGGCCUGCCCCCAAGCCCCCCCGAGCCCGAGUCCCCGCGUGCCGCCUCCUACGCCCCGCAGUCCUACACCCAGUCUCUCCUCGCCCGGUUUAGCGUCCCGAACGCCCGCUGGGCGCCGCCGCCGCAGCCCUCCUCCUCCUCCGGCAGCACCGGCGGCGACUUUUACAGCCUCCUCGCUGGCGCCGUCUCUGCCGCCACCCGAUCGGCCACGAGCCCCGGCUCCGGUUCUGGUGCUGGGUCCGGCGCAGACGCACACCGUGGUGGUGGCGGCGGCGGCUGGGGCGGUCUGAUCCCCUCCAACCUGACGGGCGCGACAGAGAAGAUGUCCUUCAUCGCCGCCCAGCGCGAGCGCCUCAACGUCGUCCUCGACGGGCUCGACCGCGAGGCCCAGACGCUGCAGCGUGAGGAGACGCUGCGCGCGCGCAACGCAGAGGAUUACCUACGCCCCGGCAGCAUCAGCCUCGACGGCGAGGGCUACGCGCGCGAGAGGCCCGUGAGCAGGGGGAGCCGGCACAGCGGCGGCGGCGGAAGUGGGAGCCACGGGUUUGGCGAGUGGAGCCGCAACCGGAGCGAGUCUGAGUUUGAGACCAUCGAUGCCGAGAGCGGUGGCGAGGACGAGGGGCGCGUAAGGCCCGGACCUGGCGUGCAGGGCGGACAGAGCGGCACGGGAAGCACGGGGUCGUGGAUGCCCUGGGGCUGGUCGGCGGCCAAGGAGCGGGACGAGAGGGAUUUGCAGUACGGACGGGACGACCACGGACGGAGCUCGGGCUAUGACCGCGAUCGCUAG
This is a messenger RNA of Verticillium nonalfalfae, 1185 nucleotides long. RefSeq lists its product as uncharacterized. The transcript is spliced from 2 exons. Bases 1 to 1185 code for a protein of 394 amino acids. Lineage: Eukaryota; Fungi; Ascomycota; Sordariomycetes; Glomerellales; Plectosphaerellaceae. The record is from RefSeq and is a predicted model, not a curated record.